AGCAGGCCCGGCCGCCGCUCUGCGAGCAUCUGGGAGCGCGGCUUCCCGCCGCCCUGCGCAGAGCCUGGCCUUCAGCGAAUUCAUCCUCGUCGUAGUGGCAGCGGUGGGGAUAACGCACCUUUACGUUCCUCUCCUCUGCGGACCGUCUAGACCAGUUGAGGUGUUACCUUCUGCGCCCCAGCUGCGCGUCCGCCAUUUCCCUCCAGCUGCCGCGGGGUCUGGCCCUCUCCUGUCUCCUUGGCACGUCGGCUCCUACAGGGCGGCUGGCUCAUAGCCUGUGGUGCUCGUACUCAUUCCACGCCGUGGGCUUUCAUUCCCUCUGUGGUUUCCCAGUCAGUCGCUGUUCCCAGACUGACACAUUUUGGGUCAGUUUUGGGACCCCUUCCCAAAGCUCAGGGUGGCAGCAGGAUUAUGGCCACGGGUGAGGAGACUGGCGGCUCCGUGGUUGCUGCUGCCUGGGCUGACUGAUGGCAGCAGCAGGAUGAGCUGUCCCUCGGCAGAUUUGCUUUCUGAAAUGAAAGCCUGUCCGGUUUAAAGCCUCUGAUUCAGUAAGGGAACAAACAAACAGGUGAUGGCAGCUGCCAUAAAGCCCACAAACUUUGAGGAGGAACAGCUUCCUAAAAAGAGAGAAACUAUGACCUGGAAGCCCAGAAAAGAAUGGUUGCUGAAGAAUAUUCCAAAUGUUCUUGAUAGUGAGUCUGAAGAAAGUGAAUUCUCUGGUAUCUCUCAAAAUGAAAAUGUCAGUGGCUCUCCUGUUGACCUAUAUCCUGAUCUGGAAGACUCGGGCGGUGAAGAUUCCAGUAUGCCAGAGGCUGUAACUUUUCCAGAGCUGCAGACAGCUUCUGUGUACGAGGUGGAGGACUGGAAUGAAGAGCUGGGGGACUCUGAAUGUAAUCCUUAUGAUCCUGGUGAUCUCUACUGUGGAAGCUUUCAGGAAAAUAAUCUUUUGGCCUCGUACUCUUGGCAAGAGGAUUCGUUUUACAACCCAGACUGUCACCAUGCAGCUUGCCUUUCUUUUACACCACCAGUUAGAAUGACCGAGGCUGGCCAGUUUGAUGAUGCUGAUGAAUGAGGUUGACCCUGGUCAGAACUAAGUUUGGCUUCUGAGUUGGAUUAUGUUCUUCACCAGUCGAGUCAUGUCAAGUCCUUUGGCUUGCUCGCAGUUCUGUAUAAGGCCAGAAAUGCUACACCAUCUCUGAAAUUUUACUUAGACUGCUUCUGAGCUGUUUAUAAAUUGACCAUGCUUGACCUCUGGAAACGAGUGCAGGUGGUAGCUGUAAGGAGUCAAGGCAUUUCUGGACUUUCUGUUUGUAUUACAUAGAUCUAUGUUGUUGCUAAUAAUUGCUUGAAAGGCAGUAUUUAAUUUCUAAGCUUCAGCUUGUUUGCCAAGCUUUGCCAGUUUUGACAUGCUGAUCCCUGUGUGUCUGUGUAACUUAGUUUUCUUUCAUUUGAUGCUGUCAAAUUGGUUUGGACAGCUUUAAAGACUCUUCCUCCUUCUACUUCUCUGUUGUAUUUUUAUGUUGCAGUUUGUGAUUCUGUAUUUAAUACUGGUGUUAACAAAAUUAGUCAUGACAUACAGAAUGAGCUGGUUUGUUUUUCUUUUAUAUGUUUCACUAUAAAGGAAUUAUGGAUAGACAUUUUGCAAAUACGCAUGCGGACAUACAGUAGGGCCUGCUGGAUCCAGCAGGAAGGCUGGGUGCUUCAGACUGCCUCCCAGCAAAGGUUUCUCCACAUCACACCCUCCUGUAUAUGGGCAUGUUAUCCUUCAGUCUCACAGUUGUCUUCAUAACAUUCUCAUGUGACAUCAGAGGUGUAAUGAUGAAGAAAAUAUCUACGUUUAUGUAGUGACUUGCAGCGUAUAAUCUCAGUGUCCUUCAAACAGUAGUGGAUUAAGGUUCCUGAUGCUGCUGAUAUAUUUGUUUUGUUGUUGUUUGUGUUAUGGCAAAUGAGGAGAUGGGCACACAAAAUAGCUCCAUAAAGUCUUUAAGAGAAUAGCUGGAGCUAGAACCGUAUCCUGCUUGCCUUUGCUUUGGAGUUAAAGGAAAUGUUCUCAAAUGAAGUAUGUAAGUGGUAUGUAAAUGGAUUGAAUGGCUGUUACUUGAGUAACAAUAAUCUCCGACUAAUGCUCAUAUUCAUUAAUCACUUAUCUUUCAAGAAUCUUUUGAUAGCUUUGUGUUUUGACACUGACUGAUACUGGAGCACAGCACCCAUGUUUGUUUAUUCUCGCAUGAGGAAUUAACAUUUGCCACGGGGAGAUUUUUCUUUUUAUGUUAUCCAAUGUAUGAGACUGAAAUCAUUUACUUAUUAGUUUGGAAGGAGGAAGUGAAUGACACGGUGAUAUUUGUUUUAUCUUCUUCUUGAGAGGAGAGGAAGACAAGAGCUUGGAAAAGUCUUUUCUUCUAGCACCUGCAUCUUACUACCUAGCAAGUAAUCCAAGUAGAGUGGAAGCCUGGUGUUGAGGAUGCAAGAAAGAGGGCCUAUUCUUUAUACCUAUAUGAUGGAGUGAUCUAGGGAUUAGUAUUUCCAUCAAAACUUAUUUUGGCAUGCCUUCAGAACACAUACAUACAGCAGAAAGCAUGUAACAGACUUCUCUCCCUGCACAAGAAGAAAGGCCUCUCUGUGCUGAGACAUUGGGUGUGUUUUUUUGUUCUGUGGGCUGCUGUGUAUCAGAGAGAGAGUGCAGCUCUUUGGGUCCUGUAUUAGAUAGAACACGCACUUGUCUCUGUGGAAUGGAAAUACCCACUUUAUCAGGUUUGACUGUAUAGUGGCUUCUUUCCCUGAGAAAAGCGGAAUAAAACUCUGAGCAUAACUGUGACUUACAAAUGGGAGUAAAAUUGUUGACUUGCAGUUAUAAACACAAUAUUAAUAAAUAUACAUUGAGUACAGAUUACUGUUGAAAUAACAAUACACCAGUAAAUUGUAAAAGUUCUGAAAAAGCACAUAUUAUUUUGUGAGCCUAUUUAUCCCUUCCCAGGCUUCAGCUGUAGAUGGCAAUGCUCGACACUACCCUGCAGAGGGCAGCAAAAAAUUGUCUACCCUGUUUAGUGUAUUUUCAUCUGGCAUUAAGUUUAAUCAGCAAGUGUCAGAUCCCCGGGCU
This is a messenger RNA of Athene cunicularia (burrowing owl), 3097 nucleotides long. RefSeq names its product coordinator of PRMT5 and differentiation stimulator (gene COPRS). Gene Ontology annotation, cellular component: nucleus. Bases 572 to 1072 code for a protein of 166 amino acids. Gene Ontology annotation, molecular function: histone binding. Lineage: Eukaryota; Metazoa; Chordata; Aves; Strigiformes; Strigidae. The record is from RefSeq and is a predicted model, not a curated record. The transcript is spliced from 4 exons.